GUUUUUCGAGCAUCUCCUCUCCACCGCCACCCGUUUUCCCCUCUUUCGUCUUUUGAUCUCCGAGCUCCGAACGCUCCAAUGGCGGAAGAGCUCCAGUUCUCUUCUCGCCUCGACAACAAGCGAAAGUUUGAUGACGCUGCCGGAUCUCCGCCGUCGCCGGUCGCCCAGCCGCUGGCACGGCGGCCGACGGGGUUCUCGGCACCGAUCGCGUCGCCGGAUGGCCACUCUGCCGGGGGCGCGCCUCCUCCGCCAUACAACAACGUCCCGCCGCCUGCCGACGGGAUCCAGCUCGCCAAGCAACGGGCGCAAGAGAUCGCGGCGCGGCUUUUCAGCGAUGCCGAGGCGAAGCGCCCUAAGGUCGAAAACGGCGGUGGCGGCGCGGAUGAUUCGGCCGAUAAAGGGUUUAGCUCUGACCAUUUGCAGAAGCCCCUUGGUCAGCAAAUGGCGUUACAAGGUGGUGUGUCCGCCCCUCUCCCAUAUUCCAUGUAUGGCUAUCAAGGUUCAAGCAAGAAGAUUGAAAUUCCUAAUGGAAGGGUUGGUGUCAUCAUUGGUAAAGGUGGAGAGACGAUUAGGUAUCUUCAGCUACAGUCAGGUGCCAAAAUUCAAGUUACUAGAGAUGCAGAUGCUGAUCCUAAUUCGCUAACUAGAACGGUGGAGCUUAUGGGUACUCCUGAGCAAAUCAGCAAGGCUGAUCAGUUGAUUAAGGAUGUGCUUGCGGAGGCUGAUUCUGGGGGUUCUGGCAUUGUUGCUGCUCGAAAAUUUAGUGGUGGACAAGUUGGCGCAGAGCAAUUUGUAAUGCAAGUUCCAAACAACAAGGUUGGUCUGGUCAUUGGUAAAGGUGGUGAAACAAUAAAAAACAUGCAAGCGAAGACUGGAGCUCGUAUCCAGGUGAUACCUUUGCAUCUUCCUCCAGGUGAUACAUCGACAGAAAGAACGGUACAGAUAGAUGGCACAAAGGAACAAAUUGAGUCUGCUAAACAAUUAGUCAAUGAAGUCAUUAGUGAGAAUCGAGUCAGGAAUCCACAGAUAGCUGGAGGAUAUUCUCAGCAAGGUUACCAUCCGCCCCAGCCUCCUAUGAGCUGGGGUCCACCUGGAGCACCCCCAAUGCAGCAACCUGGUUAUGGCUACAUGCAACCUGGUGCAUAUUCUGGGCAGCCUCCUCAAUAUAACAUGUCCCAACCUCCUUACGGAGGCUACCCUCCCACAUCUAGUGGAUUUUCUUCUGGCUGGGAUCAGUCAUCAAAUCCUCCAACUCAGCAGACCACGCCAGGAAGUGGAUAUGAUUACUACAACCAACAGCAACAGCCACAGCAGCAGCAACCUGCUGCUCCAGCAGACAAUACCACUUACAAUUAUGGCCAGCCACCUAGAUACAGCUCACAAGGGUCAUAUGGGAGCACAAUGUACUCCCAGACCACUGUUGGCCAACAGCAAGGUUAUGGGCCAGACAACUAUUCUGGUGGCUAUCAGGCUCCUGCAUCGCAGCCAGGAUACUCUCAGUCACAGUCAAAUCCCCCAGCUGGCUAUGAUCAUCAGCAAGGUUAUGGAUCCACGCCAACAUAUGCACCACCCACUAACCCAAGUCAAGAUGGAUCUGCCUCCACUUAUGGAGCUCAAGGUGGGCCUACUCAAGUGCCCUCAUCUCAACAGGCUCCACCAGUUCAGCCUACUGGUCCCCAACAAGGGUACGCUAGUCAACCACUAAGCACAACAUCUCCAGCCUAUCCUACACAGGGGACUGCACAGCCUGGAUACGGUGUGCCCCCAACUUCACAGUCAGGGUAUGGGAGCCAACCCCCUACUCAGGCUGGAUAUGGGCAGGCCAUGCAAUUUCCCCAGCCUGGCUAUGAGCAGUCUCCUCAAUCCCAGAAACAACCUACCCAGCCAGUUUAUGGUCAAGCCCAGCAGCCACAGACCACUCAAACUGCUUAUAUUCAGCCUGCUCCAGUUCAAUCAGUUUACUCCCAUGGGCAGCCACCACCAGCACAAUCGGCAUAUGGGUCUGUAGGUCCUCAGCCUGGAUAUGGGCAGCAGCAGGUAUAUGGCAGUAUGCCACCACCAGGCCAGCCAGGCUAUGCCCAGCAGCAGCAGCAAUACACUGAUUCUUAUGGUGGCAAUGUUGGUGGGUAUUCAGAGCAAUCUGGUGCUGCGCAUGGUUCUUAUGAUGCUCCUGCUGUGACACAGGCUGUUCCGAGUGGGGUAGCAAAAGCCUCUCCUCCGAGUUGAUCGUUGAUAUCAUGUAGCAAAGUCUUUAUGUAGUGUUUUCAUCUUAAUAGUUUCUACUGCUUCUUAGUGGCCUGAAUUUCGGAAGACUUCAGUUUCUGUUAUUGUUAAUUUGCGAAGAUUUCAUCUUCUUGAAGUUUUUUUCCCCUCCAAAAUGACAAUGCCAAAAGUGCCUUUAAGUUGUUUAAAACUGGUGGUAGUUUUAUUCAAACAACUUUCAGUUGAUCCUGUAUUGCAUUUGA
Molecule: messenger RNA, 2465 nt
Organism: Phoenix dactylifera (date palm)
Lineage: Eukaryota; Viridiplantae; Streptophyta; Magnoliopsida; Arecales; Arecaceae
Molecular function (GO): RNA binding
Source: RefSeq, a predicted model, not a curated record